AUGAAAAAAAACAAAACAAAUACAACCUUUGAAAAUAGUAAGCACAUCGAUAAUGAUAUAUUUGAAAAUAUUAACCCUUCUUUCAAAGAUUUAGUAUCCAUAAUAUGGAUUGAAAAAGAAAAAUUAGAUUCGAUCGUGUAUAUACCAUUAUAUGCAGAUCUAUUCAAAUAUUUUGAUGAUUUAAAUAAAAAUCCUAUAAAUCAGGGGAAUGACACCUCUAUAAUAUCCAAGGUGUAUCUAUUGUUUGACGAUAACAGUUGUAACAUAGCACUUGAUAUAUCGCCGAUAUGUGGAUACCGGAGCAAUCAUAUUCCUCUUCUAAUUUAUGAUCGUUAUUACUUCUGGAGUCUUCAUUUUUUAUUCGAAAAGUCUAAGGUAAAAAGACAGAGACUAAAUAUAAAUACACAAUUGGAAAUCCAAGAUUGUAUUAAUAAAUAUAAUGUAUAUGACGAAUUAGAUAUGUACACAUCCAUUUACAAUAGCGCUUAUAACAAAUAUGAAAAUACAAAAAACAGGCAGUUGAACGGCUAUGAAUUAAAUAAAAGAAAAAAUGAAAAUACUAAUAAGCAUGAUAGUAAAAAUGGUAAUAUGCUUAAUAACGAUCAAAUAAAAUAUUCAUAUUUAAAUGGAUUAAAAAAUAAUUCAAAUUCUAUUAAUGAAGUAAAAUGGUAUCGCUUAAAAAUAAAAAUAGAAGAGGCGGGAAAAAAAAAUAAAAAUCAAUGUUUUUCUUAUAGUACUAAUAAUAUUAAAAAUAAAAAUGCUGAUAAAUGUAACCAAAAAAAGUCCAGUAACAUUAAUAACUUUUCUUGUCUUACUAAUGAAAAGGAAUAUGCCAAUUUGAACAAGCUCCUCAAAAUGCAAAAUAAAAAAACAAUUCUUAAUCAAAAUAAAGUAAAAACUGAAGAUACAAAAAAUAAAAGUAAAAUCAUUAAUAAUAAUAGUUGUAAUACUCAAAAAAAUGAAAAAAAUGGGAAUGAAGAAAAACCAAUUGUCAUUAGUGACACAGAUAAUAAUAUUCCUACUAAUAAUAAUGCAAAAAGGAAGAAAAGGAAAACAUGGUAUUAUUGCCAUAGUAGUAGUAACGAUAUGACUGAUGAUGAUGGAAAAGAAGAUUCCAUAGUUGAUAGCCACGAAAUUUACAUUGAAAAUUACACUGAAGGGAAUACAGGUGUAAAAGAUGGAGAAUAUAAUGAAUACUUUGAAACUGAUAAUCAUUGCCGAGAAAAUAAUUUCAAUCAUUCUCAUGGUGGCCAAUCCCAAAAUAGUAUAUAUGAUGAAAAUAACACAAUAGACAAGUUAGAAUGUAAGGAUGCAGAAAAAGAAAUAGAUAAUAAAAAUUCUAAUAAUAAUAGUUCAACAAAAUUGGAAGGAAUGAAAAAUCAUUGUAUCAAUAUGGAAGAUACUCCCAUCGGAAAUGAUACCGAAAUAAAAAAAGAAAAUGAACAAAAUUUAAACGAAAAUACAAAAUUUAUUUUAGAAUCAUCCAAAUUAUAUAAAUUAGAAAAUUAUGAAUAUGUAAAUUGUUUUAAAAAUAUGUUUUAUAAUAAUUUAGAAGACCAAGAAAAUCAAAUUAACCACCAUAUAUUUAAAAAAAAUAAAUUCGGUAAAGAUUGUAUAGAUUUAUAUAUAAAUAAAAUACUAAAAAAUAUUUUGGACAAAAAGAAGCCACAUUUAAAUUCUUUAUCUAAAAGCUUCGAGCGAAUUGAAACUUUUUAUAAAAAAAAUUAUAAAAUAUUUAUAAUCGAUGAUGAAGAUUUUUACACAUGUGAUAAAAAAGAACAUUUUAAAAACCAAAAUUAUUUAUACGAAUUAUCAGAACAAAAAAUUAAAAAUGAUGUUCAAAAUUUUGAAGAUGAUGACAUUUUUAAUUACUUUAAAAAAUAUAUACCAUCAGAAUACGAUGUCCAAAAAUUAACUUCUAAACCUCAAGACAGCUGUCAUACAUUUCAGAAUGAAUGCAUUACCACAGAAAAUGUUGAUAUAGAAGGGCAAUCCUAUUCGAAUUCCAAAGAGGGAAUUGCUACUAAAGAGAAAUGUGGAACGGAAGGAAAUGCUUUAUCAAAAGAAGGCACAACAGAGACAACGCACAUACCCCAAAAUAUCCUCUCUACGGAAUUCAACAAAGAUUGCAACGAUCAGAACCUGAAACUAGAAGACAUAUCUGAAAACACAGAAAUAGUUACAGAUGGAGAUAUUAUAUUUGUUUUUAUUAGCAAAAAAGAUAAAUGCUUAGAAAAAAAGCUAAAGCAAGGAGAUUAUAUAUAUGUUAAAUUUAAUGACGCAUGCUAUAGUUAUGAUAAGGUAAAGAUAUUACCGAAAAAAAUUAUCAUACAAAUUUUAAUUUAUUUGAUAAAAAAUACUGAAAAUAUAAAAUUAACAACUAUUUCUACCUAUUCUCCUGAUCUCUUGUGGAACAUAUCUUUGCAUUUUAGAGAAUAUAUCACUGACCUAGAUAUGUGUUUUGAAAAAUUAUAUAAAUUUUUUUCUGAAAAAAGAGAACAAGAAAAUGAAAAUGAUGGCAAGCAAGAAGUAAAACAAAGAUUUGCAGACUUUUCUGAUUCCUUUGUUCCUUAUUACGGAAAGUCACAAAAUAAAAAACAAGAUAUCGAAAUUAUGAAAUUAAAAGAUAGUGUAAAUUUUAUUGAUAAAUUUCUUCAAAAUGUAAAUAGCAAGAAAAUCGAAAAAUUAAAAAAAGCCAGGAUAGAAUAUUAUGGAAAAUAUGAAUAUGAUAGAACUAUAAACAAAUUAAAUAAACAGCAGCUUAUUAAUCUAUUCAUUGAUAAAGAAACUGAAAUUAACAUGAUUCCAUUAUCUUACUUAAAAGAAAAAAGUAGAAAUAUUAUAUAUGAAGAAAAUCUUAAAAUGAAUAUGUUUGCAUGUAUAAAAGUUAUUUUUGACUCUACAAAAGGUAGAUGCAUAUAUGCAGAUGCGCAAAUUAAUAAAUUUGAUUUUGUUUUUGAAUAUGUUGGUGAAUUGUUAACACAUAAUGAAGCAAUAGAACGAGAGCAAACAUAUAUUAAAAAUAAAAAAAAAGGUUGUUACAUGUUUUAUUUUAAACAUGAAAAUAAAAGAUAUUGCAUAGAUGGAACUGAAGAAAGUAUAGACGCGGCUAUUAAUUAUGCUAAUAAAAAAUAUUUCUUGAGAUCUUUUGCUAGAUUAGUAAAUCACUCAAAAAAAAAUUCAAAUUUAAUUCCUAAAGUAUUAACCGUUGAUUUAGUCCCCAGACUUUUUUUCAUCGCCUCUAGAGACAUACAAAAAGGAGAGGAAUUGCUAAUCGAUUAUGGUGAAAGAGAUCGAGAAAUAAUUAAAGAUAAUGAAUGGCUCAAACUAUGA
This is a messenger RNA of Plasmodium vinckei vinckei, 3333 nucleotides long. RefSeq names its product SET domain protein, putative. The coding region runs from base 1 to 3333 and encodes 1110 amino acids. Gene Ontology annotation, molecular function: protein binding. The record is from RefSeq and is a predicted model, not a curated record. Lineage: Eukaryota; Apicomplexa; Aconoidasida; Haemosporida; Plasmodiidae. The transcript has 2 exons.